Molecule: messenger RNA, 2223 nt
Organism: Cyprinus carpio (common carp)
Lineage: Eukaryota; Metazoa; Chordata; Actinopteri; Cypriniformes; Cyprinidae
Product: nuclear pore complex protein Nup93-like
Exons: 20
Coding region: 1-2223 (740 amino acids)
Biological process (GO): poly(A)+ mRNA export from nucleus; protein import into nucleus
Cellular component (GO): nuclear pore
Molecular function (GO): structural constituent of nuclear pore
Source: RefSeq, a predicted model, not a curated record
AUGACUCUUAAGAGGAUUAUUAAGCCCAGUUUCCUGGACAGGAUGUCGAAAGCCAUCAGGAGAGGCUUUCUGAAGAACGAGAGAGACAAUGCAUUGCUGUCAGCCAUCGAGGAAUCACGCCGCAGGACAUUUCUGCUGGCGGAGGAGUACCACAGAGACUCUAUGUUGGUGCAGUGGGAGCAGGUGAAGCAGAGAGUGUUGCAUACCCUGCUGGGAGCUGGAGAGGAUGCACUGGACUUCAGCCAGGAAGUGGAGCCCAGUUUGUGUGAGCGAGGGUCGGAGUUCCAGGACGCAGUGCACUGGACCGUUAUGGAAGCUGCCUACAGCCGACAGAUCUAUAUCUUCAAUGAGAAGAUAGUAAAUGGGGCAUCUUCAGCCAACCUGGGAAAUCUCUGUGCCUCAGUAGCUGAAAGCCUGGAUGAUAAGAAUGUGUCAGACACGUGGCUCAUGGUGAAGCAGAUGACAGACGUUCUGUUGGUGCCGGCAAAGGACACACUGAAGAGUCGAGUGUCUGUAGACAUGCAGAUGGCCUUCGUCAGACAAGCCCUGCAAUUCCUGGAGAACAGCUAUAAAAAUUACACUAUGGUCACUGUAUUUGGGAAUCUGCACCAGGCUCAGUUGGGUGGAGUACCCGGCACUUAUCAGCUUGUAUGCAGCUUACUGAACAUCAAGCUGCCGACCCCGCUGCCAGGCAUGCAGGACGGCGAGGUGGAGGGACAUCCAGUGUGGGCUCUGAUCUAUUUCUGCCUGCGUUGUGGAGACCUGUCUGCCACCAUGCAGGUGGUGAACAGGGCACAGCAUCAGCUGGGUGACUUUAAGAUCUGGUUUCAGGAGUACAUGAACAGCCCUGACCGACGUGCCGACCCCUACAAGCGUGCAGUCUACUGCCUUAUUGGAAAAGGCGACAUCGGCGACAAUCAUGGAGAGGUGGCCGAUAAGACAGAAGACUACCUGUGGCUCAAGCUGAAUCAAGUGUGUUUUGAUGAGGACGGGAGCAGUUCCCCUCAGGACAGAAUGACUCUAGCCCAACUUCAGAAACAGCUGCUGGAGGACUAUGGUGAGUCCCAUUUCUCGGCCAGCCACCAGCCAUUCCUGUACUUCCAGGUGCUUUUCCUGACUGCACAGUUUGAGGCGGCCAUAGCAUUCCUUUUCCGAGUGGAGCGUCUGCGCAGCCAUGCCGUUCAUGUAGCUCUUGUGCUGUAUGAACUCAAACUGCUGCUCAAAUCAUCAGGCCAGAGUGCACAACUCUUGAGUCAGGAGGCUGGAGAUCCUCCAAUGGUGCGAAGGCUCAACUUCAUCAGGCUGCUUAUGCUCUACACUCGCAAGUUUGAGUCCACAGACCCACGAGAGGCCCUGCAGUACUUCUACUUCCUCCGGAAUGAAAAGGACAGUCAAGGAGAAAACAUGUUCAUGCGCUGUGUCAGCGAGCUAGUCAUCGAGAGUCGGGAGUUCGAUAUGCUUCUUGGAAGACUCGAAAAAGAUGGAAGCAGAAAGCCCGGCGUAAUUGACAAGUUUGCCGGAGACACGCGGGCCAUCAUUACCAAGGUGGCAUCGGAGGCUGAGAACAAAGGGCUGUUUGAGGAGGCCGUCAAAUUGUACGAGUUAGCCAAGAACGCUGAUAAGGUUCUGGAGCUGAUGAACAAAUUGUUGAGUCCAGUUAUCGCUCAAGUCAGCGAGCCCCAGUCCAACAAAGAGCGACUCAAAAACAUGGCAGUGGCUAUUGCUGAACGUUACCGUACUAAUGGUAUAGCUGGGGAGAAGACUGUGGACAGCACCUUCUACCUGCUUCUGGAUCUCAUGACGUUCUUUGAUGAAUACCACGCCGGCCACAUAGACCGAGCCUACGAUGUGAUUGAGAGGCUAAAGCUGGUUCCCUUAAGUCAGGAGAGUGUUGAGGAACGGGUUGCGGCCUUCAGAAACUUCAGCGACGAGAUAAGACAUAAUUUGUCAGAGGUUCUUCUGGCCACAAUGAAUAUCCUGUUCACACAGUACAAGCGUCUUAAAGGGGCUGCAGCAGGUACGCCAGGAAGACCUCAGCGUACCCUAGAGGACAGAGACAUGCAUCAGUACAUCACAUGUGUCAAAUGGAAACUCUGUUUUGUUUGGAACCUGGAGAAGACCUGGAAGGAAAAGAUUCAUCUUGACACCUCAUGGACUGGUGUGAGAGGUGUGUGUGCUGCAGCUGGUGUUGUGAAUCAGGCCGAUGUCACACGUCCGCGAUAA